AUGACGCCCUCCACACAAAUAGAUGCACUGGCCAGUGCCGUAGUCGCGCGGUUCCUACGGACAUACGCCUACACGGAGACUUUGCAGGCUUUUAUCCGCGAGGCAGGUCUUGCUCCGGACGUGGGGCAAGCCUCCGGUGAUGACACUCACAAUUUGACCAUCCAGAGCUUGCUGGAAGAGAAAAAGACCUUUGACCACAGCGUCAACUUUGAGCGACUUGGACAUGAUACCAAGGAGACUGCACCAUGGGCGCUUCCAGCCCCAUCUAAACCAACUAUUGUCUCUAUUCCAACAUCGUCAAACCUACUUGCUGCAUCGGUGGAGUUAUGGCAGAAGCCCUGCCAUAACGGGACUGACCCUGAUGUCGCUACCUCACCCAGACCUUUUAUCAUCUCGACGGGCGCUGACAGGCAGAUGCAUAUGCUUGAAACCGCACAUGGUCAUGCGGCUGUCGCUUCUCUCUCUGGCCUGUCCGACUCGCCCGUGCUUUCAUUCGUGUCGAUUCUCCAAGGUCGCUAUAUCUUGAUGACCAAUAUGUCGGGGCACUUGCUUUUGCAGCGCGGAUCUGAAGUGUUGGAAAGCAGAAAGGAUCAUGCCAAAUACGCGGUGAUGGUCGUUGCACAUGAAGAAGUGAGUGAUUCAGAAUCUUCACGGACAGUCUGGGUUGCUACCGCUGGCUGGGAUGCCACUGUUUUCUUGUACCGGGUCACCAUCCUGGAUGGGGACCAGGAAACAUCAACACCGGUAAUUGGAGACCCCAUUGCUCGUAUCAAUUUGACUACCAACCCGGAGUCGCUGCUAUUUGUCCGCCAUGUUGAUACCGGCGAGUUGCUGCUCCUCGUCUCACGUCGUGACUCCAGCUAUAUCUACUAUUACCAGGUGGAGUCAAGGGAAAAGGGAACAGCAGACAGCCUUGAAUGUCAUCUCCUUGGACAACAGAACCUGGCUCCACGCUCCAAUGCCUGGGUUGCUUUCUCACCGUCUCAUAUGGCGCUUAGUCCUCACGAUCCAGGUCUACUUGCAGUUGCUACAUCCUCAGAGCCACAUAUGAAGCUCAUCCUUGUGCGCCUUUUAUUCCCGUCAACCGGAUCUUUGAACGAGCCCGAUGCAUCUGCCACAGACGCAGCGGUGACGCAGGCUUCCCAGGCCCUCGAAGCCCUAGGGUUGCAGAACCGCGAAGAUGCUGCUAUCUUAGUACAGGCGAACACAUUUGCGCCUCAAACAUCGUACUCGACGCCGCAGGUGGCUUGGCGGCCGGAUGGAUCGGGUGUUUGGGUGAAUGGGGAUGAUGGUGUGGUGAGAGGCAUUGAGGCAAAGACCGGGAAGGUGAUUGUGCAGCUGAAGGACGGCCAUGAACCCGGGUACAAGGUGCGGACAAUCUGGGCUGGAUAUGUGAAUGUGCCCAAUGGAGGCAAUGGUUCAGAGGAAUGGGUUAUUAGUGGUGGAUUUGACAAGCGCUUGAUUGUUUGGAAAGUAUGA
Penicillium canariense is the source of this 1479-nucleotide messenger RNA. RefSeq lists its product as uncharacterized. The transcript has 2 exons. Bases 1 to 1479 code for a protein of 492 amino acids. NCBI's taxonomy places the organism in Eukaryota, Fungi, Ascomycota, Eurotiomycetes, Eurotiales, Aspergillaceae. Gene Ontology annotation, molecular function: protein binding. The record is from RefSeq and is a predicted model, not a curated record.